Corticium candelabrum is the source of this 2233-nucleotide messenger RNA. RefSeq lists its product as uncharacterized. Lineage: Eukaryota; Metazoa; Porifera; Homoscleromorpha; Homosclerophorida; Plakinidae. The record is from RefSeq and is a predicted model, not a curated record. The coding region runs from base 162 to 872 and encodes 236 amino acids. The transcript has a single exon.
UUGGCACACAGACUGAAAAAGGUACUGGGACGGGUCAUUCAUCCAGACCAAACUGUACUAUACUCGGGAGGAGUAUACAUGACAAUUGUGUCUCUGUGCGAGAUGUCAUUCAUUUUUGCGAGAAGACAAGCCAAGACGCAGCAAUACUAUCUCUAGACCAAAUGAAGGCUUUCGAUUGUGUCCGUUGGAAAUACCUUGCAAAAAGUUUAUUGAUCUUCGGUUUUGGCGAAGCUUUUUGUAGUUGGAUAAAACUCCUGUAUGACGAUAUUGGUAGCCACAUUAUUGUUAUUGGACGGUUGACUAGUCGUAUUAAGCUGGGAAGAGGAGUUUGUCGAGGGUGUCCUCUAUCUCCAAUGUUAUAUGUCCUGAGUUUGGAACCUCUGGCGGCUGCUAUUCGACGAAACCCUUCUAUACGAGGAAUUCCAACCUUUAGUGAUGCGGAUCGUGAGACGAUACAGUUAACUUGCUAUGCGGACGAUAUGACAUCGUUUGUCUGCGAUGACGUAUCCUUUGGUGAAUUAGACAAACAGUUGUCACUUUAUGAAGAAGCUAGCGGGGCCAAGCUCAAUAGGCUUAAAUCUGUUGGACUAUGGCUUGGGCAAUGCGCUAACAGAACGGACAGUCCAUUAGAAAUCAAAUGGCAAACUACUAAACUAAAGAUUAUAGGUCUGUUCUACUGUCCGUCUUACUACGAUUCAGUGAGGAAAAACUGGUCGGUCGCAAUCCAGAAAUUACAAAAUUAUCUUCAGAAGUGGACCAGACGGGACCUAUCAAUAUUUGGCAGAGCAAAGGUCCUCAACUUGCACGCUCUGACAAAAAUUACUAUCCGGCACAUUCUUUCACUAUGCCCGAAACCACACGUGGUGAAGUAGAAGACACUAUAUGGAGUUUUCUCUGAAGAGGAGGCUCCCCAGCAGUUAGACGAUCAGUAUGUAUAUCGGGAAUAAAAUGCGGAGGCUUGAAUAUGCCACACCUACCCUCUAGAAUAGCGGCGAUACACCUACAAACUCUCAGACGCCUUCUCGAACUAGCAAACAGAGCAGCAUGGAAAUGUUUAGCGAAAGAAGAUCGGAAUGUAGCAAGUGGUCAGUACAAUAUGGGAUUGGCAAUUUUUGCAGCCUCUGGAUGGAAAUACGACCCUAGGAACAUAGCAAAAGUAUCACCUUUCUUUAGACAACUGUUACGCUUGUGGCAACGCCACACUGGCGGACGCCAACCAGUUCCACCGAUAACCUACGAUGACUGUUGCUCUGAGCAUUUGUGGGGUAAUCCUCUCAUUACUAACGAUCAAGGUUUGCCUUUGUACACUCCUUCUUUGGCAAAAUGCCACUACAGCACAGUUGGAGAUGUUUACUGCAGACUACCUCCCAACCCAAAGACUAAGCAGCAAAAUUAUACACAGAAGUUGUGAAGGCGAUUCCAGAACACUGGAACCAGCUUCCACUGCGAGAAGGUCAGCUUGUAAACAAACAAGCACACUGGGUCAAUGAUCUCUGUCUCUUUAAUGGUUUGGACCAACUAAUACCACUGAAGGAUGCAGUCACUCGUACGGUGUAUCACAGAUUAGUGUCGGCAUACGUAGAAACACCAAUCGGGGAAAAAGCUUGGGAAGACAAUUUCCCUAAUAAACUUUUAUUUAAAAAUGGCAAAUUCUGUGGAAAUUACAUCAAAACUGUUUUCUUGCCACUGUCAACAAAGACAUUCUUUGGAGACUACUUCAUAGAGUGCUUCCAACUCAAGCAAAUCUCUACAGGUGGGCACUUGAUAUUUCGUCAACUUGUCUAGCUUGUCAUGCACAGGAAGACACAAUGGAACAUGCUUUUGGCACGUGCAUCAUAUGGAAAACCGUUUCAUGCAGCGCUUUGACUUUGCUGGAAACCAGCGACAUUAUGACUUUUGUGAAUCACAACAGUCAUAUCCUCAAUCUACUGCUCCACAAGGGAAAAGUGCAAAAAUAUUUUGUAAUUCUCAUAACAACAUUCUGGACACAAAGGAGAAAACUGCCACCGCGAGCCAUUAUGGCCUGCUUUAAGUGGAAACUUAAUUAAACAAAACAUUAGACUGGAUUGGACUUGUGGGCGGAGGGUACUGCAAGAUUUCCAUGAUUUUUGGACCCCUCUGGCACGGGUUGCAGGGGGCACGGGUUGCAGGGGGCACGGGUUGCAGGGGGCACGCUGGAAAUUAGUAGUGUACUACUUUAAGUCUUGGCUUCAUUGGUAAACGUGUUGUGUGA